Molecule: messenger RNA, 22960 nt
Organism: Columba livia (rock pigeon)
Lineage: Eukaryota; Metazoa; Chordata; Aves; Columbiformes; Columbidae
Gene: SYT16
Product: synaptotagmin 16
Exons: 11
Coding region: 520-2259 (579 amino acids)
Molecular function (GO): phospholipid binding
Source: RefSeq, a predicted model, not a curated record
CAAGCGCAUGCACAGAAAAGAGCACGGGCACCAGUCUUGGUUUUGAAACUCAGGACUGUGCUUCUCUUCAGCUUUGCCCAGCAUGUGUGAACUCCGCAGGCCUCAAGGAUUUAGCAGCCUGUCCCAGGAAGAACGCUUUGAAAUGUGUUAUUUGUGAGAAAAUUGUUCUUGGGAGGCUUCAUUUCUGGUUUGACUUGUUUUGCCGCUUUAUGUAAGUGUGAUGAGUUACUCCUGAGGCCGUUGGGUUUUUGUCUGCAGCUGGAGUCUUCAUUAUCCUCCCUGCAGUCCUCUUCCACUUCAUCAACAAGAAGCUCUGCUUUGAAAAGAGAGGUGGACCCCCAUGUGUGGAACAACAAGGGAGAAGAAAGCACUACAGAGAAACGUCCAGAGAUCACGAGAGUCUUGGUCUGUUGACAGCUGUAACCAGAAUGCGUGCGCUUCAGAAAAGCUCCCUGAAUUAUAAGUGACAUGCUGGCAAAGCUGAACAACUGAUCACCAGAUACUGGCAUAGUGUUAAACAUGGCUUCUGAGGCUGCUCAGAAUUUCCUUCAGCCACUGUCUUCUUGGAUGUCUCAAAUAUAUGAAGCUCUCCAACAAGCAGGAGACUCUAUAUCUGCUUCACUGCUGAAUUUGAGUGGAGUGGGUCGUAAAUCAGAAGAAGAGAGGAACCGGGACUUGGAGAAUAAUGGAGGAGUUUAUGAGGGUUAUGCUGAGGAAUCAGAUGAUGAACGACACCUGGACCUCUGGGAUGAGGAAUACUUAUAUCCUAGAGAAGAUAGUCACGUUGGGGAUCUGGAUCUUGCUUCACAAGACCUCUCUCAUGGCUCUGACAUGGGUGCACAGAUGCAAAAACGGGUUAAAAAUACCAGCAGCUUACCAGAGCAGUGUGUUGAAAGCACCAUGUCUUUGACAGCCAAUGGAUCCUACUGGACAAAUGAAGAUCUCCAGCCCCUUGAUCAGCUUCCUCCCAUCGCUGAGGAAGAAGGUGAGCGCUCUGUGAGGAUAGAAGGUCACGAGCACAACCUUGACUUGAGUGGCUCCUUAAAACAUCAUAAUGGCAAGGCAAGUUUUGCAGAUCUGGAUGGACUAAGCCAACUGAGUUACCAAGACAACCUAUCCUGUCAUGAAGAUGACCAUAUAUCUGUUGAUUCAAGAACAACAAUUGAUAUUAGGCGUGCUGGGCAGCAUAAAGGGCCUAGGAUGGAGACCAGCAUUGCCGAUGGCGUUAGCCAGCAAGCCACAGAAGGACAUUUGGAGAUGGCAUUUGAAGUCAAUGAUGCUACUGACAGCUCAUCAGCUUGGAGCCCUGAGGAACAUGAUGAAGUGAACAGUGUACCAGCUCAUCAUGGUGCUCACGAGCCCAUCUGUAAAUGUGGUGAUCUAGAUGUCAUUUUCAACUAUAAAGCCUCAAGUCAAAAGCUUGCAGUUACUAUCUUGGAGGCCAGGGACAUCCCAGACAAAGACCGCAGUGGUGUGAACACCUGGCAAGUGCACACGGUCCUGAUGCCUAGCAAGAAACAGAGGGGUAAGACAAGUGUUCAGAGAGGACCCAUCCCCAUGUUCAAGGACAAAAUUACCUUCAGUAAGCUGGAGCCAGAGGAGUUAAGCAGCCACGCCAUUCGUUUCCGCCUCUACGCGGUGCAGAAGGUGAUUGGAGAGAAGAUGAUGGGAGAGCAGUUGUUCUACCUGAGCAACAUCAGCCAGGAAGGGGAAGCGAAGGUGACAUUGGUCUUGGAGCCAAGGAGUAAUUUGAGUAGUGCAGACUCUCAGCUUAGUCUGUCAGCAAUCUCUCACAGCGACAGCGCUUCUUCAACACAGUCCCUGUCGCAUGGAGGGGUGCCAGAGCUGCUUGUGGGAUUGUUGUACAAUGCCACUACGGGUCGGCUGUCAGUGGAGAUGAUCAAAGGCAGUCAUUUCCGAAACCUCGCAAUUAAUAGGCCACCUGAUACCUAUGGAAAGCUCUGCCUGCUCAACUCUGUAGGCCAGGAGAUGUCUCGCUGCAAGACCUCCAUCCGUCGAGGGCAGCCCAACCCUGUCUACAAGGAAACUUUCAUCUUCCAGGUUGCCCUCUUCCAGCUCUCCGAUGUCACUCUAAUGAUCUCCAUAUACAACAGGCGCAGCAUGAAGCGCAAAGAGAUGAUCGGCUGGAUCUCCAUGGGUCAAAACAGCAGUGGGGAGGAAGAGCAAAGUCAUUGGCAGGAGAUGAAGGAAUCGAAGGGGACACAGGUCUGCAGGUGGCACACACUACUGGAGUCCUAGGGGUUACCAGGGCAGCCUGCAGGUCCUGGGACCAUGAGCUGUGUCUUCCCUUGUUCGCAGUCAACAGAAAACAGUUAUCCCAUGGCAAGCACUGUGGACUGGCAGGUCACGUACCGUACACUUUAACUUGACUUCUCAAUGUUAGCAGUCGUGGGUAUUAAAGGUGGCAAGGUCUGGAAAGCAAGUUUAGUUCUUGUCUUUCCAGGUUGUCUUGCAUUUCCUACAUCCAAAUAAAUAACCCUAGGGAACACCAAUGGGAAAAUCUACAAAAUCCUCUCCUUGGUAAUUGUCUUGCUCAUUUUGUCAUAGGCUUAAAUCACCACGGACUGAUUUUGAUGAUAUUUUCUUCUGGAGUAAACUCUCUAUUCCCUCACGCCCCUUAUUUAUAUUAAUGAAGUUUGCAAAUAUUCUUGACACACAGAUAGGCUAACCUGCAUGCAGAUCACAUUCUCUCUCUUUUAUUAUUGUGUUUCUAAGUCCUAGAAAUAAGCAUUUGAUACCAAUGUAGACUGGAUUAUAUAUUUUUCAGGCAGCAUGGGAAAGCACUUUUGAAUUUUCUGUCAAAUUUUAAGUGCCUCGACAUUACUACUGUUCUCCUGUACUAACAAUUGUUAUUAGGACUAAACACCACUAGUAUUUUUAAUUAGGCAUCCCAUGCACUUGUUAGCCUGUGUUGCCAUAGAUUUGCACGAGAGAAAAUUAGCAUCAGUUUUAUAUUGCAAUUAUACAGUGCAUGUUUAGAUGCUUACUUGAAGUUCAUGGCUUCUGUCAUCAUGAAUACCAAAAAAAGCCAGAACAAUCUGCACAUCCACCUUUGUGCCUGAAUCACUCGUUUCUGCAUCGUUGUUUUGCCAACAUGUUACUUUGUUUUUCAAAAGUGAGAUUCAUUCAGAAAAGCAUUUCUGUGCACAUUACACAGGAAGGCUUUGGACCCGUGAUUUCUCUGCGGUUCAGUUAAGCACAAAUCAGUUUGCUGAGGGCUCUUCUUCAAUUAUGCUGUCCUGUAAUAUAUUCUCGGGAUCUGAAAGGGGACGGUUUUUGGCAUGUGGAGCAGUAGAGGAUGCCAGACCAUGUCACCUCAUCUUCAGGGCGAGCUCUCCUGCAGGCCAGGAAUAGGACCUGGGGGACCCCUCCUUGAGGGGCUGCUGGCUCUGCUGGACUAGCGCCAGAGAGAAGUAUUAUGCUUCCUGCCUCUAAGUGAAAGCAAUGCAAGGAGCAGGCUUACUGGAUGAGGUGAUGACACUUUUAUGUAGUUACUUUGAAGACUAUAUUGUCAUUUUCCAUUUUAAUACUUUUUUCCUGUCUCUCUAAGUUGAAGCUGUGGAGACGAGAUGUGGAGCUGUGGAUAGGGGACACAUCUUAGUCUGCUACUUAUUGAAAGUUUAGUGGUUGUUAGCUGUUGCAAUGCCACGUGCAGCACAGCAGAGGAUGUUAAUCAUCUAGUGUAGUGACGGUACGUGGGCAGUAAGGUGCUGAGAUCUUCAAAUACUACCAGCUGCCCAGUCUCCUGUUCCCCACGCUAUCCAAGGGAGGACUGGCAUUUCCCCGUUCCUGCUGAUGACAGCAAGACACGGGAAAUAUUUUGCUGAAAAGAUUUGUCUGUACUGAAUCACUUCAUGUUUUGUUUUUGUCGUUUACUGAGACCUGGCACCAAAUUCUGCCUCCUACUGCAUCACAGCCGUCUCCUUCCCUUCAAUGGUGCUUUGCAAAUCUAACCAGUGUGAACUUUGGCACUGGCUGUUUGACCAAAAUUGAGCCUUGGUGCUGGUUUGCAUCACAUGCAGGCUAGGCAGAGCCUGCGGGCAGUGCUGUGAUAGACACAGGUUAUCAUCACUUGGUGUGAUACACACAGGCUUUGUCUGUCCUCAUGCAGACAGAAUAACCUGCAUGUAGAAGGAAUUCUGAUAUAGGUGGUACAAACUACAGGCUGUGGUUUUAUCUAUUCUUAUCACUUACCUGUCUGAGCAUCAUUUUUCUGGUGAGACUGGUGGGUAUCCUAUGCAGGAGGGUUGUCCUCCACUGCCUAGAUAAGUUGGCAUAAUAUCUGCUUUGCACUACUGGGGCUUUGUAUCACAAAGCAGGAUCUAACCCAAAUACAGCGCAGCGAACAAAUACGUGUUUGACUGCACUUUUAAUGCUGCUGUAUUACCAGUGUGAGAGAAAAUGAGCAGUUGAAUGGUAACCAGCAGAACAGAAAUGUGGUUUUAUCAUGUACUUUUAUUCUGGAAAAAAGUAGAGGCAACAGCCUGGUUCAAAACGUGCAUUUGCUGGUUUCAGUUGUUUUCCAAUCUCUGCAUCUCUUUUCCUGAGUUGUGUAAAAUGUAUAUACAAGUGUUUAUAAGUAAUUGUAUCAUCUGGAAUGUGUAUGUAUAAUAAACUUACUGAGAUUCUCUUCAUAACUUUUUGAACUUGCAAAGUGUUGCUUAUGCUUAAUGAUGACCUAAGGGAAAAGUAUAAGUUGAUAAUAUGUUCCAGCAGUGAACUGUAGAUAACCCAGAUUUAUAACAGUGUGAUUAAAACAAAAUCAUUGGAAAAGAUCAUUUUAAAAAGCAAUGAAGUAAACUGGUUUUGGACUUCCAUGCUUUUUUCACAUCAAGAUCUUUUCUGAAGAUACAGCAUUAAGGGAACUGAAUUUUCAUAUAUGAUUUCAGUGUAGAAUAUUGGGAGUCACAGGAAAGCAGGUGAAAAUAGCUUACUUAGAAUAAGUUAAUAUCCGAGCCCAUGCUAAAACUUUGCUCUCCAAUGGAAGCAGGUUACUGCAUCCUUGCAACAUUUUGGCCUGAUGUUUUACCAGAUAAAUCUGGAGAGAAGGGAAAAGGGAUGAGGCAAGGGAAGCACUGGGGUUUUGGAGCUGCUGCUAAACCUGUUGGUACACCUGUGUCUUGAGCAGUGUAUUUAUGGGGUUCAUCAAAUUCCUGCUGAAACAACGGAGGAAUUUAGGAAUCUUGGGAUGAACAGAAUGUUGCACGUGCCCAUGCUUGCUAGCUGUACUUUGGGAUUUGUGUUGCUUUUGUGGUUUAUUUUUCUUUUCAGUAUUGACUGUCUGUGAAAUGAAGGCUUGGCAGCAGCUGCCCUGUAUUCCACAGCUCCCCUAAUUCUUCCCGUUCACAGAUUGAAUUAGUCAUUGCUAAUAUUGAUACAGGCUGGGCUUGUGCUCAUGGUCUUUCUUAUGUACUUAUGCCCUUUCAGUCACUGCUUUAACCCGUUGUUUCCUUUGGAAGUGGCUGACAAGACUGAAUUCCAGAAAUAUUUCAAUUCCUUAGGAAUUUUGGCUCGCAGUUGGCAAUGGUCAGGGGACCUGAUGCCCUGUGCUCUAUUGGCCUCCAUCCAUGUGUAUGCCGAUGUUGAUGCCUGGUCUCUGCUUCUGAGGGGUUCCAGAAGGAGCAGGAAAACAACAUCUGACCUGGUUCUGGGAGUGCUUGGGUGCUUGCAGGUCCAAAUUAUGGAGGUUUCCUAAUGCAUUCGUGUUUUCUAAGAUAAUUCAUCCCUUUUUGACACCACUUUCUGAAAUCCCCUUAUAGCAUAUUUGAGUUUUCUUCUCUUCAGGAAAAACAAACAAACAAACAAACAAACUGUAAACCCACAAAACCAUUGUGUGGGAAGGAACAAACUGCACUGGCAUAAACCCAGAAUAUUGUGGGCAAGUGCCCUGGAUGCAUCUCUGUAUCUUGAACAGCAUCGUUCAGCUAGUUGCAGUCUGGUUCUUCCUUGGUCCCUCUCCAGCAAGCACGCCCCUGUCCUGCUAGUCUCUCUGCUGUUGUUUUAUAUUUUUUUUAGUUUUAAUGUGUAUUGACAACAGAGCAGAAUGAUCUCACCACAUUUAUAUUCCCUGUAAUAAUGCUGACUUUCAACUGAUGCCCACAGAAAUGAGUACCUCUUUUAGCCCACUGAGCUCCAGCUUGAGCUUACUGAAGUGUCCGUUUGUAAAGGCUUUGUCUGGAUGCUCUGCUACAUCGUCUGAUUUGUCUGAGUUUCCUUUUUACCAGUGUCUUUAAUUACCUGGACCCUGCUGUGUCCUGCUCGCUCCUGUCACUCUGGCUUGUCUGUAUUUCCCUUGUGGGGUAAUGUGGGUUGUGCAGCUCCUGGGGCACAUGGACAAUACUUGGAUAUAUUUUUAGCGGCUGCAGAUCCCGAGAAGUUAUUUGCUGCUUUACAUAGUUGACUGAUCUUCAGUCAUGAAUGUCUUUAGAUGUUCUUGAACGCACAGAACCAAAGGCUGCCAGCUGCUAUUGAUCAUUUCUCCAGCAUAAAGCCUAAGGUGGCAGCCUGGCAAAGGAGCAGGCAUUUCCUCUGGUGGCAGUUCAUUUUCUCCUUCAGCUGAAACUGGCGAUGACCUUGGAGCUAGCGUGCCUGCAGAGCUUGCUUUCCACUCCCAUAUUUGUCAUCAUCUUUGAUCUGUAUGAUCACUGCACUUCAUCUCUCGACCUCUCAGCUGCCUCUGCCCUUCAGCACAAAAGGGGGACAGAAAGGCUGAGCAAAGAAUAUGGCCUUUCCUAUCACGUUAUCCCCGGGCUCAAGGGGAGCUGACUCCUGGAGGGGUCAUCUUAAAGUUAUGAUGCUCAUUAUCAAGACCUUGCCUCCCUGCUCUCUAGUCUGCUUGUGGAGUUAGAAGCUUGUUGGUCGGUCUGUGAUACUUUAAUAAUUAUAAAGUAGUGACAUCCAUUCCCCACAGUGUAGACCGAGUUAAUGACAGAGGAAAUAACCUGUUCUGUAUUUACGUUCCUUUUUUUUUUUUAACCUCCUGUAAGCAUCGUGUUCUGUAAAAGGACGAGAGAGCCUGAAGGAAUUAGUAUGCAGGCGCAUCCGCUUUCCAUUUGAAAUGUACUAAGUGUGAUGUUUGUAACUAUGGUUUAAGAGAAAAAAAAAAGCAGCCAGGGUUUGUAGAAGAUCUCACACUUUGAAUGAGGUAGGUUUUUCCCUUCAGCGUGCGCUACCCCAGCAAAUCCAUUCUCGUACCCCCGGCAGUGAUUCUGGCUCCCAGCUGGCCUGUUUCUGUGAUAAAAGCAGCCAGCAGCUGACAGAUCCUAAAGCUUGGAAAGACAUACAGGAUAAUUCAGCAGAGCUGGUUUGGGUGUUUAUUUGGAAUCUAGUGCAGAUUUAACAAGCUGUCGUGCAAAAAAUGAAAAGCCAGAGCAGUGACGGCGAGGGCGGUGGGGACGGGGGUGUCUCAGGGGGGUUGAGAUGCUGUAGAGCUGGGAAUCUGCUCACUCUCUAUUCUAGAGAGCAGCACAGCCAGGCUGCAGUGGCAUCAGGCCUGGGCUGAAACCUGGUUUCUCUGUAUGAUUCCCUAGCUCCAGAUCUGCUGAAGGCAUACGGCUUUUAAAAAUUAUUUAUUUAUUAUUGCUUUUUUUCAGCUCAGAGUGAGCUUGUGUUUUCCUGCAGCCUACGCUGUAGGCCUUAAGAAAUGAAUGUGUAAAUAUUUUGUCUGUCACAGCAGCCCAAGGUCAUCUUUCUGGAACAGCAAACAGGCACAGAAUCCAAAGAAGAUCAGUCUGUCAUGUGAGUAAGGUUAGCAUCUGCACUUACAAAUGACAAAGGCUAUUAAUCCUCAUGCUGUAAUCCCCAAGCUGUUUGCCAGCUGGCAGCAGGAAGAUGUUCCCGCUCAACCCACACAGCUAUCCAUGUUUUUUUCACCUUUAUGAAGCAGAUAUAGGUCAAUACUGCAGCCUGGAUAAAGAACUUGGUAGAUACCAUUCAUCCCUUCUAGCUCAUUACAAUCCCUCUCUUCUCCACACAAGCCAUCUCUACAAACGAGGGUGUAAGAGGAGAGCUGCAGGCUGUGUUCUCCCUGUGCUUAUUCCCCAAAAUAGAAGGCUGAAGGUCAGAUUUUUCCCUGCUUUACUACUAAGUUUCUCAUGGGAGGAUAAAUUUUGAGAUCUUGCUGGAGAGCUGAGCAGCCAGAGCAAAGCUCUGUCACUCAGCAGGUCUUUACACACAGAGCAGGGAAAACCCAGUGCUUGGGUGAGGCAGAUAGAAGUCCAGUGUUGAGACAUUUUCGAUCCUAAUUUGGGAACCUGCAUGGGAUUUGGGUAUAGCCCAUCACAGGGGAAUAAAAUCUGAAUCCAAUGAGGUACCAGUGAUGAAGGAAGCCUGUGCUGCUUGACAGUGAUACAGGUGGGCUGUGAUGGUCUGAUCUUGCAGAACAAAACCCGUACAGUCACCAUGCUGUACCCUGUGAGGAUUUGACAUCUGAGGCUGGAAAAAGUAGAAGAAGAGACCCAAAAGCCAGAUGGGAGCUGUGGAGCUCCACUCAGAUAUAUUAGUUGCUCAUCUCUUCAGAAAACUGGAAAGCAAAUUGUUUGGUUUCAAUUAACAAAAGCAGUUUAACAGAAAUCACAGAUCCUUGAGCAGCUGCAGGUGUGAGGAAGAGAGGACAUUACCUCCUGGCUCUUCUGUUUCCUCCAGGCUGUAAUACAUGACCAUCUAAUAGAUACCAAAUACUCUGGAGGUAUGUCUCUGCUGUAACAUCAUACCCAGCAUGGGAUAAUAUUGUUGAGUAACAAGAGACAAAAAGCUGAUCUGGGUCAUGGGUGAAGAGUGAGAAAGAUUCAGGAUUCAGACAAAAGCUAAAUUCUUUCCUGAAUCUCCCAGCAAUUAAUUAGCCUUGACCUCCAGGGACGGCAUUUUAUUCUGCAAAAUAUUUCCUCCUCCCUUUAUUUCUCAGACCUAGGAGAAGGUUGCAAAUUUCUCUCUUCAUUAGCAGCUGGGAAAAAUCAUACAAUUUUACCAGCUUUCCUCAUCCUAGUUGUGUCUUGUUAACACUUUCCACUUGCUUUUCCUUCAUGCUCUAUCCAUCAUGGCAUCUCCUUUACUCUCAUUUAUAUCUGUAGAGAUCUGCUCCAAGUCAGGUCUGUGCCCAGUAGCAAUAUCUUAUGUUUAUGGUGCUCAGGAUAAAACCUAUCCUCCAAUCUCUUGCCAUCACUAUGUGGCACCUCAAGCACAAGUUUUCCAAUUAAACUGAUACCACAUCUCUCCCGUAGUCCUCUGCUGGCACUGCUGUGGUUUUUGUCUUGCUAGGCUGUAUUCUCAGCUGUAACUUCAUUGACUUUUUCCCAGCAGAGAGUUUUGUUUGUCAAGAAGAGGAAAUGAAGUAAUCAUUUGGUAGACUUAGCAUUUAAAUGCUGCAUGGCAUUUAUAUAUGUAUAUAUAUAUAUAUAUAUAUCUAUAAAUGUGUUUUUUUUCUAUGGUAGAAUGCCAGUAGGCAUUUGCAUGAAACACAUCUCAAUGUGUAUUUGACUGUUGAUUUAAGUAUACUGUAUAUAAUAAGUUAUUUUUAGUGUGUGUUGGCUUCUUUCUAUAUUGGAACAAUAUAGAAAGGGCAUUGCCACGGGAUAGUACUGUAAGCCCACUUACUGCAUUGCCCUCCUGGUAUGUAGUAGAAUAAUCUAUUUUUUAAGAGGUUUUUUCUAUCAUUGCUGUCAUAUACUCAGCACAGAUCAGGGAAAGGUAGUGAGCCAGUUGGUAUUCAGAGUAAUUCAGUCCUGUGGCUGAGGGUUCGUCAAGAGUAAUAGAAAUCUCAGCUCUGCUUUUCCAACCUGAGAUGGACAAACACAAAAUUUAUCCAUAAAUCAAUCACUUUAGAUAAUAACAAUACAGACAAAUUAAUAAAAAUGCCAGCUUCCUAACUUCUGUCAGUUGCAAAAGCAAGUCUUCUAGACCUUCAAUGUAUUGCUGAAUUAUUUUUAUGAUAAAUAAAUCUAUAAAAGGAGAAGUGUUCAUACCGUGAAGGUUGUAAGAAACAAAUUCAUAUACCUUUUCCACUUUUAUGAAGUUCAAAGAUUUGCACUGAAAAUUGUACCUUGAAUCUACUUAAUAAAUGGCUGGUAUUAACUGGUGGGGUCACUGGAAUGUUAUGAGCAUUAUUUCACUUGCUGUGUGUGUGAUUGAAAGAGAUAUCUGAAGUGCAAAACUGUGAUAAAAAAGAUGAGAAAUACGAUGAAAAGAUGUUUCGAUAUUCGACAGGAAGAGUGGUACGGGUUUAUUCUUAGCUUUUCAUGUACUUGACAAUGAAACAUUUUUAUUCUACUUAAGUGCUAACGUGCAUGAUCAUACAAUAUAUUGCCUCUCGCUAAUUAUAUGCUGCGUUAGGAAUACUAAUGUCUAGAUGAUAUCUGACUGGAAAAAAAAAAGGCAUUAAAUCCAGUUUCUGCAGAAUUUUGGGCUGAAAUUAUCUACACAUGCAUAAAGCCAUCCACACCUUAGAAACAUUCUUAUUUUGUUAUUGUGAACACUGUAGUUAUAGGUUUUUAUCAAUAAAAUAGAAGCAGAUGGCUCAUGUAGACAUGCAAAACCGACGUCUCUUCCUUUUUUGUUUGUAUUGUGGCAGAAGCGAGUGAAUAUGAAUAUAGGAGAGGUGGACGUGUUUUGUUCAGAACAAAGAUGCAGGUGUCCGGUGCAUAAUGUAUAACUGGGAGGAAUGGGAAAUAGCCCCCUCCCUUGGUCCCCCUGUCUGUCCACACUGACAGAGGGGCCCUGUGGCUGCAGGUGGAGGCUGCUGAGGACUUUGGGGAACUGAAGAUGUUCCAAUAUCCUGCUGUGUCUUUACCUCCUCCCUCCAUACACCGCCUUUCCGCCAGCUCUAUGUGGGGAAGUGCUGGUUAUCUGUUUGAUGUCUGGUGUUCCCCCAUCUCUCACCCAGCCCUUGGCAAGACUUGGAGCAGCCCCUCUCACUCAACUCAAUGGUGGUUCUCCAGCCGUCCUUUCUCCUAUAUGUCCACGGGUGUGCCACCUGCACCAGAGCACGUCAAGAUCAAUGUGUCUCAUCUAUGUAGACACCAGCUUCAUUGACAACCCGGCCAUGUGUGUGGGACACUGAGGGAUGCUCAUCACUCAUCACUCUCUAUAACUACCUGAAGGGAAGUUCUAGCCAGGUGGGGAUCGGUCUCUUCUCCCAGGCAGUUAGCAAUAGGACAAGGGGGCAUGGGCUUAAACUCUACCAGGGGAAAUUUAGGCUGGAUAUUAGAAAGAAAUUCUUUACAGAGAGAGUGAUCAGGCAUUGGAAUGGCUGCCCAGGGAGGUAGUGGACUCGCCGUCCCUAGAGGUUUUUAAACUGAGAUUGGACAUGGCACUUAGUGCCAUGAUCUAGUAAACGGACUAGAGUUGGACCAAGGGUUGGACUCGAUGAUCUCCGAGGUCUUUUCCAACCCAGUCGAUUCUGUGAUUCUGUGAUUCUGUGAUAUGCUCCCCAUAGCGGUUGGAUUUGUCUUGCUUUGGAAACAGAGGUAAGAGCUCAAGCCUUGGGCUGGAGAGCUGAAAUUGGGCUGACAUGAGGCCAGGAACAUCACCUCAGCAAUUACAGAUAUGUCUUUGUCUGGUGGCCACUUAUGCUUGCAUGUACUUUUAGUCAAGAUAUAUUUGUGUGUGUUACACUUCUGCCAGGUCACAGUUGUAAUCCAUGCCUACAUUAAGACAGAGAAAGACAGAAGCUAAAAAAAUUUCCAAAUCAGUGAUUUUGGACUGGGAAUAAUGUGUUUCUCUCAGAAUAGCAAUGCUGUCUUUGAGGGAGACUUGAGAAACCAUGAUUCCUGAAUCCCUGCUGGCAUCCGCAGGGCUGGCUUUCCAGGACCGGCCCACAAAUAGAGUUUCUUUUUCUAGCGAUGGUUGGUAGCUUCUGAAAGACUCAGCAGCCCAGAAGUGGCUGGUACAAGCCAUGUCUGGGUACAUGGAAAACCCAGCCCAAAGCUCCUCACCUGAAAGAUGGCAGGGAAAUGGGGUACACUGGGAGACUCAGAGAGACAUGAGGGAGUUCAGCAAAACUUACCCUACUUGGUGCAAACUGGUGAUGAAAAACGUUUUCCUAAGUACUAACAUCUGUGGGAUGACCAAGGUCAGCUGAGAGGGGUGAGGAUGGGAAAGAGCUGGAGACAUUUUGCAUUUUUGGAGACCUUGACAGCAGGGCUGGCUGCAGAGGGGAGGUUGGGGGUUUGCUCUGGGCUGCAAUCAGCGCCCCAGCAGCUCCUCUGGGCACAGAAGGGGAUCUGCAGAACCAGGCACUGGCUGUGAGUUGCUCUGGGGUUUGGGAGCUCAGGUGAGUGCUGCUGCCGAGGUGGUGACAUGGCCUGAGUGAGUACUACAGCAGCACUUUCCUGGCCUGAUUAUUCAUAACACUGUUUCACCCCAUGCGUUUUUCUGAAAACCGCUUAAAAUUCACCCUGCCCAUCUCUUGGCCUCAGUUCCCCCACCCACUCCAUGAUAUUUCUCCUGUGUAAAACAAAUCCUGAGGGGUACAGGCAAUUACUCAAAAAGAUUUGGGCACUGCUGGGGACACUGCACUUAUUUGACUGUUCCCACAGCCUCACCAUGUCCUUGUGGGGAUGUCCUCAGCCACCACGUGGUGACAAAGGAGCUGAUGGUGCUGUCAAAGUGGGUGGGUUUUCUCUGAUCAUCAGCACAGGAUCAAACAAAGUGGGUUUUGGUUUAUUCCUCUGGGCAGACUUGCCUUUGUCCCUGUUCAAGCUCAGCAGAUGCUACAGUGAAGCUGCUGGCAUUGAACUCAGGGAAUGGACCAUACAUAUUGAUGCCGAUGUUUGGGCAGCUUGGCAUAAAUGACUGGUCUGAGGCCACCCAUAAAAAUCAGUAUUAAGUACUUGGGCAAAUACCAUGGUGGGCUUAGCAAUCCCCUUGUUGCUGCUCUUACUGGGACACUCACUGUUCAGCAUGAGCAUGUGUGGAUAUUGCUGGGCUCCCUGAGGGCUCUCAGCUGUGUUUCAUUUUAUUGUUCUGGUUAUCCUGUUCUUCCUCCAGCUGCAUUUUAAUUCCUUGCUCAGAGUGGCUUCAUUCCUUGGCAGAGCGCCAACGAUUGUUUUGCCAAGACAUCCCUGAUGUCAUCCUAAUUUUGACCAGUUGGAAAAGUCACAUUUGUAAUGUCGGGAAACUAAGUUUUGAAUUUCAACGAAAGUGUGAUAUCAUUUUUCAUGAGAGGGUGAGAGCAUUCCCACUUCUCAAUCAGCUCAGUUGAGGCUAAAGAAGCUGAGUUGUUUGCCAUCUGUCUCCUCGCCAGUCUCUCCCCCACCAUCAUAGUUUUUGAACAGGUUGGCCAAUUUCAAUCACAAUUGAGAGAAGGGUAACUGUCUCAAAGACAAUUAGACUUCUACAGAAUUUAUCACCUGGCAGAGAAUCAUUUACGGAGAAGCAGAAAGGAGUAGGUUUGAUGGCCAGGGGUCAGUCAGCUGGCCCAUCAUGAUGGUAUGCAGCUCCAGAGUAGUGACAGCAUCUGCUGCCUCUUGUGCUGUCUCUACUUGAACUGGAAGUGUUCAAGGGGAUGUGGUGGAAUUUGACUGGUGAUGGUGGGGAGGAUGGGGCGGAUAAAGAGGAAAAAUGUGUAGGAAAAUGGGCUUCAUUAGUUCUGCUUUUCCCCAGCUUGUUUCUGAAGUUUUUUGAAGGCUUUAAAUGUAAAAAGGUCCAAAAAAUAUCCCCAUAUUUUCAGAUAUCAACAAAUUUUCUUGUCAAAUGUAUUGGAAGAUAGAGCAGAAAAAAAAAGAGAUCUAGCAUAGGAAAAACAAAAGGAGAAAUAACUGGUCUUUUAGGAUGAAGUGCAAAGGCUGCAUUUUAAACACAGGCAGGAUUAGCCUCCCAAGUCAUCUGGUCUCUCUGAGGUUGCCCAAGUGUUGGGAGGCAUGAACGGGGUCCAGAAACUGGAGCCAUUUGUCUCCAUUUGCUGUGACAAGCCAACGGUCUUUGUCUGUCAGAGGCAGCUGAAUGGGCCAGGCCAGGGAUAAAAACUGGUCCAGGGUGUAACUCCUCACAUCUGAAACUGCUCAGCAUUUCAGGUACAAAAGCUAAACAUUUCAGGUAUGUUUUAUCUUUUGAAAAUACCUUCUGCAUACUGUGUUUAGAAAUAUGGCAUGUGUGUAGGUAUAUGCUGCCUGGGAGGGCUGUUGCUUUUAUACACGCAUUUUCUGAAUGUUUGCUGCUUAACUUCAAAAGGGCACAUUAAUUUAAUUCAUUUUUCUUUAACAGUUGGCUUGAGGAGAUGUUAACUGCUUUGAAAUGGAGGAACUGAUUUUUUCUAAUUCUGAGAGGCAGUUAAAGUAAAGUAAAUGCUAAUGUUCUGGGGGUUUAUAUUCCCAAUUGCUCUAAACCAUUUAAAACAUAUAUUUAUUGUAGCACUGACUACGCUAGGCAAUCUUGCUUUCAAAAGACUGGGAAAAAAAAAAGAAGAGACAAGAAAUAGCUACUCUUCUAUUUUCUGCCUGUCCAGGUUUUAUCUUGGGCAGUAUGCAUUUAAAGUCUUAUCUUUUCACAUAAUAUCACUGUCAAUAGAGACUUUGGUUCCAGUUCACAGUUCUGUUUAAUUUCCAUUGCAUUAAAACAUUCCGCGCUUCAGAUGGGCAGCGAUUCCUGACCAGGCAUCCCUGGCAGAGGGGAAAGCUCCUCUUCAGACAGGGAAGGGACCUGAUCUCUUGUGUUUCCAUGGCAGGAGAAAAGGGAUGACAUGGGAUGGCAUGGGGCAUCUGCUGCUUAUCUUGAUAGAGGUCACUUUCAGCCAGCAGAGCAAUGCUGGUUUAUACGGGCAGGGGAUCUGUUUCCUUGCACUCUCUGCCCCCUCAGAGAGUGGACAAAGAAAAGCUGCCAGACUUGGAUUGCAGAAGAAUUUUCUUCAGGCUGAUCUGGGCAUGGAAAUGCUUCUUGGAGCCAGCUGGGGAAAGAUUAGCCGACCUUUUGACUGUAAAUUGUUGCCAGCUAAUAAGUCUUGCUUGCGUUCUGACAGGAGAGGGGAAGAUGUGUCUUUGCAGCAGAAAUUGUGUUGAAUGUUAAAAAAAAAUACAAUCAAUUUCAGGAAGACUGGAGUAACUGAACCUGUCAUUCAUUCAGCUCUUAGACGCAGAGUAGGUGCUUCUGUGUCUUCCUUUUCUAUCUCCGCUUACAGAAGUUAUAUUACUGAAGUAAUUAUGACAUCUUUGUGAAGAGCUGAAGAAUCGCUCAAGUCCUCUAUUCAGCAGCAGAGAAAUGUCAGAUUCAUCUCACAGUAAAUUUAAAAUUACACCAACCUGAACUAUCUCUACUGGCAGCAUAAUAAUAAGGCGGGUAAUCAAAAUCAAUUAAAUUCCAGUGCCUUCCUAUUGUCCUAGAAAAUUCAUUUGAAAUUAGUUUGAGUUCAUUUGACUUCUCAAUAAAAGAAGCAGAGCUUUAGAGAUAAUUUGAAAUAAGUAUAUGGCCGUGACUGAUCUUUUAUCAAGCUGCAAGGACCAGAGGAGCUGUGUGUGUGCACGUGCAUGUCAGUGCAUACUGGGUAGCAAAUACAGUCAGAUACUCGAAGUCAGUGGAGUGACUGGUUUGCGGCUGCUGUGUUGACAUAUGUUAGUUGGGACUCAGGCUUGCCAGGUCUCAUUUUGUUAAAAUUUGGAUGAGCUAUUGGUCAGGUGAAUGUCAAAAAAAAAUGUGCCUCCUUUCCCACCGUGCAAGACGGAGGAGGACUAAGCCUGCUGCGUGCUGCUCUGCAGAACCUUCAUGAAGACUGUGGAGCAACCAGAGCUCUGUGUGUUCUACCAGCCGUGACAUGCCCAGAUAUGAUGCCUGUGGGGCACUCAUCUUCCAGAUCACCAGAUCUUCAGAUGCUCCUGGGCAAUGAAUGUAUUCCCAUAGCACCUUGCCUUUUUUGUGGCACUGGCUGAGCCUUUGAAUCACCUUCAGUAGAUGAAUGGGGCAUGAGUUGGAGUGAAUGACUGCUCAGAUAGGGCUAUGGCAUGAGCAGUGGUUGUGUGGACAUAGACACAGUUGGGAGGCACAGAAAGAAAAUUUGUUGUCUAAGGAACUUUUCUCUUAGAGAAAGGUGCUGACCGAAGUCCAAGAUGGGAGCUGAGGCUGAUCUAAGCCACAGUUGAGCUGGUAACUUCAGUGCAGCCAUUGGCACCACUCUGGCUUGCCAGAAAAGCUCAUCUUGUAUAACCCCUUUUCCAAGCCUGGGAGUGGCACACUUCUUCCAGCUAAGAACCCUAUACAUAGCCCACUGAAGAAAUUGUGUUAUUUUUAAAAAUUAUUAUUUUUUUUUUUUAAAUAUACUUCCAGAUCUGCCCAUAUCUACCUAUAGUGUUAGAAACUUUGGGAAAGGGAUUUCCCCUCUUUGUGCACACUGCCUUACACAGGUCAGGUUUUAUUUACCUCCUUUAAACUUUUUCUGAGCCUUGCUUGCUGGACCCUUGGUUUUGAGGGCAAGCUGAGUCUGAUAUCCCACCUAUUGUCGUCAGGAGGGUGCUCAGCAUUAAAAAAAUCCCCCAGUCUGGUUGAGAUGCUGGAGUUGCCCCAUCCCCAGUGACCUGCUGUUCAGUUUGGCAGAAGAGGAGGUUUGGGAUGUUUUGCUGUGUGGUUUUUAUUCCUGCAGUAAUCCCAUUUUCUUCCCAUGGGAUUUUGGAGUGCUGUGGUGCCUCUUUGGGGUCAUGAGUGUAUGUGCCACAGCCAGAGAGCCCCAGGGUGCCGUUGGGGCACCCCAAAGGCUCAGAGAAAAGCCUGUGUGCCAGGAUGUGGUGGUGGGCAUGGGAGAAGGAGGGAGCAACCUGAGUCAGGAGGGAAGAAGGGUGCGACCCAGAGAGAAAACAGAAGAGCUCGGCUCUCAGCUCUUACUGACAGCAGUCUCAAAGUGAACUCACUGCUCCCUCCAGCCUUCCCAGGCACCAGCUGAUGUUUCUCACAAUCUCGCCCUGAAGCAGGCAUAGCUCUCGCUCCAUUCCUUGUCCUGCAGCGGGGGCACCCGGCACCUCUGCGGCCACUGAUCCGCUCCUUACAUCCUUCAGCCUGCCCCGAGGGGAGGUUUUAUGCGUGUCCUCCUCAGAGGCUCCGAGCAGGACUGCCCCCACCCUAGCUCGGGCGUUUCACAUCCCAUCCCCUGCUCUGCCGCGACGCCCCUGGCAGCUCCUCACUGCCUUUCCACCUCUGAACCACGGCAUCUGCUCCAUACUCCGUCUCCCCGGGCAGCCCGGCGUUCCGUCCGCCCUGUCCCGUCCCGCUGUGGAGCAUCCCGGUGGCAGGACCUCCCUCUCCCUUCUUUUCUCCCUCUCUUCCUCCCUCUCCGCGGCCUCGAGUCGCGACGGUGAUGGGGAGAGCGUCACCGUCUCCUAGCAACACCCCUAGCAACGCUCCUAGCAACCGGGCAACAUCUGCUCCCGCUGGACCAAUCCGCGCCGGGAACAUCUGGGCACCCACCUCCGCGGGCUGAGGCCGGGAGGUGAUGCGCUCCUCAGUGGCUGCAAGGACCCGGAGGAGCUGCCACAACUACCUUCACUGCCACCACUGCCACCACCUUCUCCAUUGUCACCACCUCCUCCAGGAGCAGCAGGCAGCCCGGACAGCAAGAGAAGCACCGGGAGCAUCACUCCCUCCAGAGCCGGGGCUCGCUGGGUAACCCUUCAGCAGUGCUCUGCUGCCAGAAAUGCUCGCUGAGCCUGUACGAGGAGGAAAUUUUACCAGAACUGCUGAGAUUAACCCAGAAAGACCCUUUGCAGAUUGACUCCGCAUCCUCAGAGCUGAUCUGAUCGGGGCCUACCAAAGACACUAACGACGUCGAAAGUAGCCUACUUUAAGAGAAAAUAUGCAGAAGAAGAACAUUUACAUCAAGAUUACCAUGAGUAUUGUCCAAAAAACCUGAUACUACCUGAGGACCGGACUUGUAUUCUAAAACUUUCUCUCCAGAAACUCCGAUUCCUGGAUGACCCUGAAGCCUAUCUCCGUAGGUCUGUAUUAAUUAACAAUCUGUUGAGGAAGAUUCACCUAGAGACAGAGAGGGAGAGCUAUGAAUACUUUAAGGGGGCUCCGUGUUAUAGGACUGCUUACUCUGACACACGAAAACGGUUGAAGUUUAUGGUCCAGGAGUGCUGUUCCCAGUCGCUCUAUUAUGAAGAGCUGCAUUCGUAUCGCAUCGUGCCUUACUCUGCAGAGAACGCCGUUUAUGGAAUGGGCUACACGAGCAACUUGGAGCAAAAUUCUCAAUUGCUUAUUUAUAAAAUGAAUUAAAGUAGCUGUUAGAUACACCGAUGUUUGUUUCUGAAUGCUUGAACUGCUUAUUGAUAUGUUAAGAUGAGGCACUAAUUGCAGAUAUACUUGCGAUCAAAGGCAGAUGCGUUCAGAGCUGAGUGGAAGGUACUUUGAAUAAUUCUUUGCAGUCCCUGCUGUUAUCCCCUGGUUAUGGAGAACCUUGACAUACACACAGAGCUGGUGCAAUAUGGAGGUCCUUAUCUGCAGAGAUUGCGUGCAAUGUGUUUUGUAGAAACAAAGCUGCGUUUAAGUUAUCUGUGUGUAGACAGAGACAUUCAAAAUCACUUUGCAGUUAAAUUAUGCCAUCCCCAGUGGGAGUCCCCAAAGUAGUGGAGUAGUCUAACAAUGAGGAGUAAAAUGCAAGUUAUUUAUUGUAAAGGUAUAGAUAGAACCUUUAUUUGAGAAAUGCUUUGACCAUGAAGGAGUCAGUGCCAAAAGAAACAGCCUUUUGCUUAGGAUUUUCAGAGACUUAACUUACUUGCUACUUACAAGACACUCUAUACUGAUAUUUACAAGGGUUUAUUUCUUUUUUUUCUUUUCUUUAAUAAUUGCAUUCACCUUUUACUUAUCUCUUAGCUGGUAUCUACUUUGCUAUUUUAAAACAAACCAGAAUGACUCACAGGAAAGAUAAUUUCUUCAGCCCGUCGUCAGCACUUCCUUAACUUCAUUUGAUUCUUUCCCUAGUUGUUUCCAUGAUACUUCUUUGCAUGCUAAUUUGUUGUUAGGCCAGAGGUUCACAUUGGUGCUAGGGAGUAGACAGUAAUUUCAUUUGCGUGUAAUACAAAAGGCAGAAAAACAGUUGCAGCUCUCAUAGCUAGAGAAUGAAUGUAUCUGACAGAUGUUAGUAAAACCUCAGAGGUUCUCUUGAUGAAACUGCUCAGCAUUGGUAAUAGUGCUUCAGGUUAAGUGAAAUGUCUGAUUUAAAUCUGAGAAUUAACCUUAGAAUAUGUAAAUAUGUAUUUCACAAGCUAUGUCAUAAGAGAUAUUCAGCAAAUUGAUGACUACAAGUGGAAAGUUUUACAGCUGCCAAAGCUAUGUCAUGAAAAUACCAAAGAGUAAUGUAAGGGAAAAGACAAUGCUCCAGCAAUGGGGUCAAAAGCAAAGAUUGCACUAUAACCUGGGGAAAUGUGAUUAACGAGCCUGUAAACUUGCUGUUACCCAGACACCUGCAGUUCACCUGUGGGUGACUCACAUCCCAGAAUUGCUGAACAAAUGUACGAGAUGAUCCAAAGCCUGUCAAAGUCCUACAGGUCUUUUGGCUUACAGUGAAGAAACCGGCAUUGCCUCGCUGGCUGUCACGACUUGAAAGCUUUAAAGCAAAGUAAAUAGUAGCGCACGCUCAGCUGGAGGCAGAUAUGUAUCUAAGUACAUAAUUUUUUUAAUUUUGAAAGCCUUUGCUCAUGCAGAUGUGGCUGAUGCUAUUUCCGAAGCAUUAUACAGUACGAACAAAUACCAUUGCUCGCCAGGGCUGUGAUUCAUGUAGGAUUCCUCCUGUCACCCUGCUUCGAGCGUCCUAGUUGUGUGUGUUGCACAUGUCAUCGCAGCUCUCAGGCGCGUGUUAGUAGAGCAGGAGAAAGGCAGGAAGGCAAGAGCAGGAGGUGCAAAGUUAAUUCCAACAUCAGUAAUUAGAAGCCAGUACGGGUUUAAGAGACAGAAGGAAACAGGGAAAUCCAAGAGGUUUUUUUAUUAAAAAAAAGGCAACAGUCCAAAUUGAAACAAGGAUAACCUGCAAACUGGAGAACAUAAACAGUGCAGAUAUUGUGGGAAGGCUGGAAAAACAGGGCAGUGCUGUUUGGGAAGUAUUGUUAGUCACAAUGAAUGUUCAGAUCUUUGUUUUUAUCUUGAGACAAGGCAUAUUUACUUUUACAAAAGAGUGUCUUUAAACCUGGGAUCAGUGUUAUUUGGUGUCAGAAUUUGGUGCUUGGCUAUCUGUGAUUAUAUUCCUGCUGCCUCUGGGCUUGCAGCAGCCCAAAAUCAUGUGAGCCCCAUUUGCCAUAGUUUGGGGAAUCUACAGCUAAAAGUGGCCAUGCCCAUGGCCAUCUCAACAGGGGCCGGAUGAGAAAGGCCAGGCUGUUUAUCAGGUGUGUAGAACAGCCCUAAUACCACCAGUAAAAGCUGGCAGCAAAACCCAUCUGGGAUGUGGGCUGGAGAUAUGAUGGACGUCAUGAGAGAUGCCAUUAUCCACCAAGAGCUCUCUGGCCUAUGCUGGCACCUCACACGCCUCGUGCAGACUUAGGGGCUGGACAAGGGCAUUAGGAGAUUGCUACGUGGCAAAGGAAAAUUACUUCUGUCUUCUGAUUUUUUUGAACUAUGUAAUUUUCCGUUCUGAAAUGAUCUGUUUUUUUUCCUUUGUGUCCACUUUUGCCUGAAUUCGUGAUGGUCUAGCAGCUACAUGAAAUGCUAAAAUGCUUUAUUUUUCCUCUCACAGACCUACUUUAUUAUAUUUAGAGGAUGGUUCUGGCCUGAGAACCCAAAACUUUUAAUGUAAAAUAAGCAACAUUUCAAAGGAAUGAAAAGUAGGCUUAAAGCCUCUAGUCUCAUCUGAAAAAAUAAACAAAAAACAAACUAAAACCAUUGUCCCUGUUGGAUUAAUCUUUGAAGAGUAACUUCCUUGCCUGCUGGAAGGGGCAGAUACUUUCUUGCCCAUUGAAAGCUUCUCUAAUAAGUUGUUAUGAUAACUGAACAGAUAGAACAGACAGAAAUCUGGAUCAGACAACAAAACUCCUUGGGCUACCUGUGAAAGAGGAUAUUUUACUCAUGUUUUUCUCACAUGUUGCUUUCUUGAACAAAAAAACAUAGUGUGAUUUUUUUUUAUUAUUAUUAUUUUUACUUGCUAUAGGAGCUGUUAAAAUUAAUUCUUUCUAGAAAACUUUUUAUUUUAAUGGUUGACUUUUUGAUAUGAAAUUGAAUCAAAGGUCCACAAUUAUAAAUAUCUAAGUCUGACCAAGUUUUCAAUGCCUUCUGCUUUGUGCAGCAAUUUGUGCUGUUGAAAAGUGGGUCUGGAAUAUUCUAUUUGAUGCUUAAAACCCAUAAUUUAUUGGGUGAUAAAGAAGUACAAAGGUGCAAUAACGUUGCAAGUUACUCCUGAAAUAUGUAAUUUGACACUUUUAAAAUUAUAUACUUAUUUUAACAUUUAGUUACAAGGUACUAGAAUUUUAAUACAGCUACAUACCAUGAUUUUUCUUUUUUGGGGUUGUAGCUACGACUCAGCUCUUCUGGCUUCUGACGUGUGAAUCUGUCUGUAGGUGGUCAACUUUCAGUGAUUAUAUAUAUAUAUAUAUAUAUUAUAUUAUGACUGCAGUAGGAACUCCCACAUAUGGGCUAUGUUUGCACUGGAUGUAAAGAAAGUCCUUCCUUCCCUUUGACUCAGUUGCCUUGGAGAUAGGAUAUUCAUCAAAGAGAAUAUAGAUGAGCUGGGUGACAAGGACAGACUUGGAAAUGAUUUUGAAAAUGACUGACUUGAGACAAUUCAUUUUCGUCUUAUAAUGGCAGCACACUUGGCUGUAAUUAGUGUUUCAAUGAGUUAAGUUUUCUUUUUAUGCCACUUUUCCCUACCUGGCUGUAAAUGUUGGGCCUGAUCCUAGAUGCCAAAGGAGCGGAGGUGGCUCCGUGGGAGGCACGGGGUGGGCACAGGGGUGCGUGGGGGGUGCAUGGGGUCACCUGAAGCUGCGGGAGCUGUGUCUGAAGGCCAGAAGGGUGCAGACCCCAGGGGCAACAUCUCUGCCUGUACAGCCUUGGUGCAGACACCCCAAAAUAUGAGGGUCCUGAUCCUGUAAACACUUUGGUUAUGAUCUAAGUUUCUUUGCAUGGGUCCUCUCACUGAAGCCCGGGAGGUUCCUCGUGUACGUGACGCUCAGCAUGUGUUAUGAACAUGUGCAGGGCCGGGGUUGCUGUGCACCUCAGAGGUUCUCCUCAACUGCCUAAUUAUCAGUGAAAGUGAUUAUCGAGCUGCCGCUUGAGUUCUUGAAUACGUUUAUACUGCACUGUAAAUUGAACUUUUGUUUUUCUUUCAAUGAAUGUGUUGAGUAUAUGGACUAUUGUGCCUUAAAGUCCCAUCCUCAUAUGAGCCUUUGUAUAUGUUCUGUAAAUCUGCAAACCGUGUAUAGCUGAUAACUCUGUGCGCUCUCUACAGAUGUGGUUUGGUACUUGGCAGGGCCGUGGGAAACAGCGCCCUGACCUCAGUUUGCAAUGAGAACAGAGGGGAUAUGGCAAUUCACUCUUCUCUUUUUAAGAUUGCUUUCCUCUUGGCUGUUCAUGAACUCUCUUUUCCUGGUUUCUGUCAUAUCUGGGUUCUGGGUUACCCACAACACCAGGCACCCUUCAAAGGAACUCAGAAAGUUGUAAAAAAGUUGUCUCCAGCUUUUAAACGUCAUCUGUACAGUGCUCUCUCAGCAGGGAAUCACAAUUGCAUAUAAUAACUGUGGCAGGUGUUGUCAAGUAUAUCAUCGUAUAUUUGACAUGGUUAACAAAGCUGAAAAGGGAACACCUAUUUCUAUUGAAAUGCAUGAGCCUGCAUUAUGUGAAAUACAUGGUGAUUAUACACCACCUAAUUGGAAUAAUACCUACUGGUUCUAUAAUAAAAAAAUGGCUUUUUAAUGUUUAAAAUUACUUGGGACCUGAUGAAAGGUUUUUAUGAAAUUGUUUUCUAAAGUGAAUAGUAGAAAAAUGUACAUGUAUUUUAAAUAUACAUAUGAUGUGCAUGUUAUUAAUAAAGAUCUAUUUCUAUUGAACCAGA